AUGACAGAGUCCACACCAAACCACGGCCCGGCUCUUGAACGAGGGCUAUGGGUCGCGGUGAUCAUAGCGGCCUUGGUUGUAAUUCUUAGGGUGUUUGCUAAGAUUAAGAUCAACCGCUUUCACUUCGAUGAUGUACUGAUGAUCAUCGCAUCGAUUUUGGCGAUCGUCUCGACCGUUUUUCUCACACUUUCCGUCAAUCACGGCUUCGGCAAGCCCCUAGGGAACCCCUUUACCCAUGACACUUCCCUCGUCUUGAAGUAUAUCGCCAUACAAAUUCCCAUCGUUACCCUCAGUACAACCUUCGCUCGAUCCUCAUUUAUCAUAUAUCUUGUCGCAGUUCUGGGGACAAAGAAGGCAUAUAAGAUUGCAUUAUGGGCUAUCCUCGCUAUCCAACUGGCUGGGAAUAUUGCGUCGGCAGUCUUGCCAUUGAGCAUCUGUAAGAACGUGAAUAUUCUGUGGAAUCCAACCAUCAAAACAACUUGCGGAGAUACCAAAGCAGUCAUCAACUUCGCGUACUUUUCCAACACUUUCAACUCGGCUGCCGAUCUAUUCCUGGCAGUAUUCCCGACCGUUGUGUUCUGGAAUCUCAACUUGAAAUUGCGUAUCAAGAUCAGUUUGAUUGGUCUUCUUAGCCUGGGCAUUGUCGCUAUGGUGGCUUCCAUAAUCAAGACUACCAAGCUCAAUACCUUGCCCAGCAUCACGAACCUUGGCGCCGCUGGUGGAAUUGAAUUGAUUCGUUGGGGUUACGUCGAAAACGCCAUCAUCAUCAUCACCUCGUCGAUUCCAUGUAUCCGCCCCUUGAUUAUUUCGUCCGUACGAAAGCUAUCCAGUGUCACUCGGUCAUAUGAGCUCAGUGGUCCUUUCAGCAACCGUCGAACAAACCCAAACGAUGGUACUCAAACGCGCAAGACGCGUAGCAAAUUCAGCAAACCUCACGACUUGGAGUAUGGCAGCAUAGAUCACAUUCUUGACAGAGAAAACAGUGCUACAGUGGGUGGUGACAAUACUAGCUUUCCUCGCGAUAUGAACCCGGGGAUCACGAAGCAGGUUGACAUUGAAGUCGUUUCCGAUGAUAACACAUCGCGAUCAGACUCUACUACACAACAUCAUGUCACUCACGGAAUUUGA
Messenger RNA from Penicillium manginii, 1128 nucleotides. RefSeq lists its product as uncharacterized. Bases 1 to 1128 code for a protein of 375 amino acids. Lineage: Eukaryota; Fungi; Ascomycota; Eurotiomycetes; Eurotiales; Aspergillaceae. The transcript is spliced from 4 exons. The record is from RefSeq and is a predicted model, not a curated record.